AUGGCCAGUCCUACAGGCCAUGCUGUUACUAAUGGAACUCUACACAGUCCCAAGACCCAGCGCAGCAAACGGCAAAGCACUGACUGUGUGAAAAACGGAAUCCCAAAAGAAGCCCAGCAAAAUAAGAAGCCACCUUAUUGGGAUAAGCCUAUCUUUGAGUCCUACCCGCGACCUCCAGCUCACAUCCUCGUUCUCACUCACGUGGGUAUUGUGAUUGGAACCCUGUUCGGGUACAUCAGGGACCUUUUGAGGCACUGGGGAAUAGAAAAAUGCAACGCCGCUGUAGAGAGAGAAGAACAAAAAGAUUUUGUGCCAUUGUAUCAGGACUUUGAGAACUUUUAUAAGAGGAACCUUUACAUGAGAAUCAGAGACAGCUGGAAUCAUACCACCUGCAGCUCCCCAGAGGUCUACAUUGAUGUAAUGGAGAAAGUGUCUGAUGACUAUAACUGGACAUUCAGGCAUACAGGAAGAGUUAUCAAAGAUGUCCUCAACAUAGCCUCCUACAACUACCUGGGGUUUGCAGUCAAAUAUGAUGAGUCCAUGAGGUUCGUUAAGGAUACUCUAGAAAAGUAUGGCGUGGGUGUGGCCAGCACCAGAAAUGAAAUGGGUACCUUGGAUAUACACAAGGAGCUGGAGGACCUCAUGGCAAAGUUCAUGAAUGUAGAAGCAGUGAUGGUCUUUGGGAUGGGAUUCGCAACCAACUCAAUGAAUAUCCCCAUAUUUGUUGGAAAGGGAUGCCUCAUUCUAAGUGAUGAGUUUAACCACUCAUCUCUCGUCCUGGGGGCUAGACUCACUGGUGCAACCAUAAGACCCUUCAAACACAACAAUGUACAGAGCUUAGAGAAUCACCUGAGAGAAGCUCUCAUCAAAGGCCAGCCUCGCACAGGCAGAGCUUGGAAAAAGAUUCUCAUCUUGGUGGAGGGCAUCUACAGCAUGGAAGGUAGCAUUUUGAACCUGCCCCAGAUAGUGGCUCUCAAGAAGAAAUACAAGGCUUACCUCUACGUUGAUGAAGCUCACAGUAUUGGUGCUAUAGGCUCCAAGGGCCAAGGUGUCAGAGACUUCUUUGGACUGGCUUCCGAAGAUAUCGACAUACACAUGGGGACAUUCACCAAAACCUUUGCAUCUGCAGGAGGCUACAUAGCUGGAAAAAAGGAACUUGUGGAUUAUGUGCGGACUCACUCACAAAAUGCUUUCUAUGCCACAUCCAUGAGCCCUGUUCUAGCAGCACAGGUCAUCAGGUCAUUGAAGAUCCUCAUGGGAGAAGACAGGGCCAAUGAAGGUGUGCAGAGAAUACAGCAACUGCAAGCGAACAUAAAGUACUUCCGGAAGCGGCUGAUGGAGAUGGGAUUCCUCAUCUACGGCAAUGACUGCUCUCCCAUCGUCCCCAUGCUCCUCUACAUGCCUGCGAAAGUAGCAAUUUUUGAAAGGCUUAUGCGUAAGAAAAAUAUUGCAGUGGUGGUUGUUGGAUUUCCAGCUACUUCCCUGACAGAAGGUCGGGCUAGAUUCAGCAUUUCCUCAGCACACACUCGGGAGAUGCUGGACAAAGUUUUGAAAGAGAUUGAUGAACUCGGUGAUCUGCUGAAUGUGAAAUAUUCUCCAUUCAAGGAGUCAGGACGUGCUGCACUUGACAAUAAGAAGUGUUCUGACAAUGAAGCGAGCUUUGAGGAGAUGAGCUCUGAGCCUCGAGCAUAA
Molecule: messenger RNA, 1692 nt
Organism: Psammomys obesus (fat sand rat)
Lineage: Eukaryota; Metazoa; Chordata; Mammalia; Rodentia; Muridae
Gene: Sptlc3
Product: serine palmitoyltransferase long chain base subunit 3
Exons: 12
Coding region: 1-1692 (563 amino acids)
Biological process (GO): sphingosine biosynthetic process; ceramide biosynthetic process
Cellular component (GO): serine palmitoyltransferase complex
Molecular function (GO): pyridoxal phosphate binding; serine C-palmitoyltransferase activity
Source: RefSeq, a predicted model, not a curated record